Molecule: messenger RNA, 1632 nt
Organism: Entrophospora candida
Lineage: Eukaryota; Fungi; Glomeromycota; Glomeromycetes; Entrophosporales; Entrophosporaceae
Source: the annotation of a GenBank genome assembly
AUGUUGAGAAAUAUAUUACUUAAAAAUAAAGAAAAUAGUCCAGAAUUACUCUCAAGAGUAAUUAGACUUCAAGUUGAAUUAACAAAGCCUGAUAACAAUAUAUUUAGUUUUCCUGAUUUAUGCAAAGAAGCCGGUAUAGAGCUUCCAAAUCCACACUCAAGUCUUUAUCCUUCAACUUCUGAAAGUGAUUCGGAAAGUCUAGAAAUAUUAGAGAAUUCAGAAAAAUAUGCAAAUGAAGAAAAUAAUACUGAUGGUAAAAAGAAGAGAGCUAAAAGAGUGGAACGUUAUGAUAUUUCGGAUCCUUUCGUCGAUGACAGUGAUCUACCAUCAUUUCAAAGUGAUAAAGAUAAAAUUCGUCCGAAAAUUGAUGGCUACUACGUUUGGAGAGGGCCGUUAGUAUUGGAAAAUUCAAAAAGAAAAUAUAAUCGUAAGGCAAAAGUAACUAGUGACGAAGAAAUAGCAAAUGAUGACGAGGAAAUAGCAAAUGAUGAUGAGCAAACUCACCAAAAAAGAAAAUAUAAACGUAAAGCCAAAGCAGGGAAUGACGAGGGAAUGGAAAACAGUGAUAAGGAGAAUCCAAUAAAAAGAAGGCACAAGUGUAAAGCAAAAGCAAAGGAUGACAAGAAAGUUGCAAAUGGUGAUGAAGGGAUGGCAAUGGGUAACAAGGAAAAUCUAAGAAAAAGACAAUAUAAGCGUACAGCAAAAUCAAAUGAUGACGAUGAUGGUGACGAGGAAAAUCUAAAACCUCGUAAAAAAUGGAACAAAAAAUCUGAUAAACCUGACAUAAGUGGAAAAGUCAAGAAAACAAGGAGAAAAGCUCCUCCAAAGAAUACAAGAACUCCUACUAUAAAGAAUCAAGAUGUUUUUUCUUCUUCGCACACUAGUUUAAACAAGCAAAAAUCACAGCAGCAGCAAAGAGUUUCCCUUGAUUUAAACAAUUCAAUGCAAAUCGACACUCAAGAUGAUAAUAACCAUAAUCUUGUGGAUCCACUUCAUCCAGAACUACAAGAGUUUGUCUCUCUUUUUAAGAAUGAAGUCUCAAAGGAAAAUUUUGGUGUUAGAUCAAAAUUUCCUCAAGUUCUCAACCCUAAUUUGACUAGGUUACUUUGUAAAGCAUAUGAACUUGAUGAAUUUAACGACAUCCUUUUUAAUGUGUUGACAAAUAUCUUACCAUAUAAUAAAUUCACAUUGAAAAGUUCAGUUGACGAAAUAAUUCCUGAUCUAUUAAGUGAAUAUAAUGAUAAAUUAGCAAGAUUGGAUCCUGUCUCCUCCCCAUCGUUACCACCACCAUCAUCGUCGCCAUCAUCAUUGAAUAAUACCGAUACUGAAAAUAUAGGAUGUGAUAAAAAAACUUCAAAAAGUAAAAAACCCGAUUCAAUUUUACCAAAAAGAUUUUGUUGGAAUAAUAGAACAAAAUCAUUAUUGUAUGAAAUCAUUCGAACAGAAUUAUCCAUAGUUGAAAUGACUAAUCAACUUGCAGAGUCAGAAGAAAAACCAACAAGGCUUUCAGAACUAACUUGUAGAAAAAAUUUAUAUCAACACCUCUUGACAAUUUGGCCUGAUGGUUGGAUGACAACUUAUGAGAUAGGAAGAGUACAUAGUGGAUAUAAGAAGAAGCAUCAAUUAUCAUAA